GCUACCUUUCCAUUAAAUAAAUGUAACAAAAUAAAGUUUAUUUUUAUUUCAAUAAGAAAAAUAAGAGGAAGUUCAAUAUCAACUUCUCAUUUUUUAAUAAUAAGACAUUGGUCAGUCUGUGCCGGCAUCAAACCCCAUGGCAGCCCUCAUACUGAUGCCUUUACUCUGUAAGUACCAUUCAUUCCAUUAGUCUCUUAUCAGCUGAAGCUUCUGUACCACAAUAUGUUCCUAUAAUGAUAUAUUUAUCCAGUAUAAGGGAUCCCAGACACACAUGUACGGAUAGAGCAGGAGCUACUGCAAAUAACUGGCAGCUGUGGGGACCUAUUUAUUGUCAUUUCUUAUCACACUCAGGUGACUCCCUAAAUUGUAGCCAUUGGCAUUAGAGGGUGUAACAUUUAGAAUAUCUGCUCUGUGGUACAAUGAGUGGGUUGUGGGAUAACAUGGAGUAUUUCCCAUGAAUAUUUCCUAUGGACUUUAUCUUUCCUUGUCAUGUUUAUGUGCCGUGUGGCAAUGGGAAGAGAGGAGGAAGCAGCCACUGAGGAAUCUUAUCUCACAGGUACAUAAGCCCAGAGAUCUUUGUCUGAAGCACCAAUCAGAUGGCAGGAGCUGCUGUGAGACCUAAGAUUUCUCUCUCCCCAAACUGGACCCCAAUAUUGACUGAUGAAUCUGUAAUUUUGACCUGUAAUGUGGCUCCUACUGCCCAAGGGAACCUGGACUAUUCCUGGUACAGGGGUGAACGCCAGAUACAAGAUGGGGAUCAUCAGAAUCUUGUCAUUCGGUCUGCCAGUAUGUCAGACAGUGGGAAUUACCAGUGCCAGGCUGGUGCCAGUGAGAGAAGUGACUCUGUUAUACUGGAUGUGAGAGAUGAUCAGCUCAUCCUGCAGGCACCCCCUGCUGUUCAUGAAGGAGACUCCCUGUCUCUCAGGUGUCACAGUCGGCCUAAAUAUAAAACAAGGAACUCAGUAUUUUACAAGAACAAUGAGAUAAUUGAGUCCCCAGUCAGUGAGUCUGAGUUACACAUAGGAAGAGUGGAUGUUACUGCGUCUGGUACUUACAGAUGUGAAAGUGAAAUACUUUAUUAUGGAGACACAACUUAUAGAGCCCAUACAGCUUAUCGUAUCAUUUCUGUCGAAGAACUGUUCACCCUCCCACAAAUAAAGGUGAUUCCAGAUCAGGUGACAGAAGGAGAUCACAUGACCAUAACAUGUGACACAGAGCUCAGCCCACACAGAGAGACUACAGAGCUACAGUUUGUUUUCUACAGAAAUGGGCACAAUGUGCAGGGAUUCAGUUUAUCCAACCAAUAUGGAGUCCCCUCAGCUCAGCUGGAGGAUUCUGGGAAUUAUACCUGUGAGGUACAAACUACAACCGGCAGUGUGAGGAAGAGGAGCAAUAGGAUGAUCUACAAGAUACAGGAUGGAAACCAAACAGGAGCUGUGCAAAAUACAGUGAGACUGGUAUUGUCUGGAGUUAUAUUCAUCAUUAUAUUGUGUCUUCUCUUCUACCACAAAAAGACAAUGGCAGUGACAUAUUCCCAGGAGACAGAGGAGAAUGGAGGAGAGAUCAGGAAUGAGGGAGAAUGUUCUAUAUAAUGGCUGCUAUGCCUGAAUCUUACUUGUAAAGGUUCCGUCUAUGAUGAUAUCAGUGUCCGUCAGGCCAUGAAGAUGCUCCUCAGCAAAUACUCACGUUGAAUAGAAACAGGAAAGCUCAUUAUUAUUAAUAUUUUCAUUAUUAUUAAUAAGGCAUAUUUAUAAAAGUGGCAACAUUCUGCUGAAGAUUUGUUCAAACCAUUUCUCUGUAUAUAAAACCUAAAUUACUUUUUGGAUUCCCCAGAUAGAAAUAAAGUUAUUCCCUCUGGUUCUUUA
Molecule: messenger RNA, 1865 nt
Organism: Xenopus laevis (African clawed frog)
Lineage: Eukaryota; Metazoa; Chordata; Amphibia; Anura; Pipidae
Product: Fc receptor-like protein 4
Exons: 5
Coding region: 597-1592 (331 amino acids)
Source: RefSeq, a predicted model, not a curated record